Messenger RNA from Peronospora matthiolae, 906 nucleotides. The record is from the annotation of a GenBank genome assembly. Lineage: Eukaryota; Oomycota; Peronosporomycetes; Peronosporales; Peronosporaceae.
AUGUAUGAGUGUCGCGAUGCCCUAACAAGUGGGCUUCGCGGUCGGGAAAAGACUUACCUCACGGUAAGUCGUGGCUUCUACUGGCCCCGCCAGCAAGAGUCUGUGCGCAAGUACAUUCGCGCUUGCGAAGUUUGUCAGCGGGUGAAGCCUAGUCCUUCUCCCCGCUCACCCUUACAGCCUCUUCCGAUUCCGGCAGUGUGUUGGCAGUUCGUGUCGAUGGACUUCGUCUUUGGGUUCCCCAAAGACGUUCACAGGAAUUAUGGCAUUCGUGUGUUUGUUGAUCGGUUCAGCAAGAUGGUACAUCUUGUUGCUGAACCGGAGUCGAUCAAAUCCCAGGUCUGUGCGCGCGUCUUCAUCGAUACUAUCUUCCUACUUCACUGGUUACCCCGUGAACUCGUGUCCGUAUGGGACAUCCACUUUACAGAGGAGUUCUGGAAAUCCGUGUUCCGUUCCUUUGGAAAAAGUUUGAAUAUGUCGACUUCAGACCAUAAAAAAACAGAUGGUCAGACGAAACGCGUCAAUCGCGUCCUCGAAGAGUUACUCCGAGGGUACGUCCACUCGUUUACAAGUUGCUGUGAGUUCUUGCCGAUGGCGAAAUUUGCCAUCAACAACUCGGUGCAUGCGUCGACAGCGCAUACACCGUUCUUCGUGAAUGGCCUACGCCAUCCACAUUCACCCGCCUCCUUACAUGACCAUGUCGCUGCAAUUGAUAUUGAUGAUGAUGAUGACGACGACGCUGGUAUAUUUUUUGGCAUCGCUGAUGACUGCCACAAAGAGGAAGGUGACGCCCUCACUGGUGAAGACGACGUUCUUUCAGCAGUGCGCUCGAAGCGCACUGCUGUUGACAAGGAUGAAUCCGCAAAGGAAUUUCUGCUGACUCGCGAAGCGGUUGUCCGAUUCGUUUAA